UUAAUAGGCAAAAUUCAACGGUCAGAUUGGGAAAUUAGCGUCGGGUAUAAAUACGGAAGAUUACCCGGCGAUUGGCGGCAACGGCGAACUGAAAACUGAAGCCUCGAGGUCGAGAGACCAACAAGAAUGGGAGUUCACGGUCUUUGGGAGCUUUUGGCCCCCGUCGGCCGCCGUGUCUCCGUCGAAACCCUUGCCGGGAAAAAGCUCGCCAUCGGUACAAAUCUCUCUCUACGUACAUCUUUAAAUUAUUUAAAAAAUUUCAUGUCGAUGAGGUUUUCUCUUUGGGUAUGUCUUUCUAUUGAAGAUGCGAGCAUUUGGAUGGUACAAUUCAUAAAGGCUAUGCGCGAUGAUAGGGGAGAAAUGGUCCGAAACGCCCAUUUACUCGGUUUUUUCCGACGGAUUUGUAAACUUUUGUUCUUGCGGACCAAGCCUGUCUUUGUCUUCGAUGGUGCAACCCCGGCUCUCAAGCGCCGGACUCUUAUUGCUCGCCGUAGGCAGCGUGAGAACGCCCAGGCUAAAGUUCGUAAGACCGCCGAGAAAUUGCUUCUGAAUCAUAUCAAGGUAAUGAGGUUAAAAGAACUUGCUGAGGAUAUACAGAAUCAGAAACAGCAGAGGAAGCAAAAGCUAUCAAAAAAGAGUACCUUGCCAAGCCGUGACAAAAAUUUCAAUGGUACUUCUACUUCCGAAAGCUGUGAAGGCAUCCCAAAUAGGGGCAGUCUUGAAAAUCUAGAUGAAAUGUUGGCAGCAUCAAUUAUGGCCGAGGAGAAUGGACUUUUCUUGAGCAGCGCUUCCUCUUUUUCUGGUGCUACUCUUGCUAAAGAAGGUGGUGGUGAAGGGUCAAUUCUGAACCAGAAGUACAACAAUGAAUCAAAGGGCAAGGAGAUUUUGUCAGAUGAAACUUACAUAGUGGGGAGUGAUUCAGAAAGGAUGGAAGUGGCCUCAAGAAGUGUCCAUCAGCAAAAUUUAGAUGAGAUGUUGGCGGCAUCCAUUGCAGCUGAAGAAGCAAGAAGUUUGAAUGAAAAUGCAUCAGUAUCUGCUGUUACAAAUCUGGAUGGGGAAGAUACAGAUGAUGAAGAUGAAGAGAUGAUUUUGCCUGAAAUGCACGGGGUGGUUGAUCCUUCUGUGUUGGCUGCUUUGCCACCUUCAGUUCAACUUGAUCUUCUUGUUCAGAUGAGAGAGAGACUAAUGGCAGAAAACAGACAGAAAUAUCAAAGGGUCAAGAAGGACCCUGCAAAGUUUUCUGAGCUACAGAUACAGGCUUAUCUUAAAACUGUUGCUUUUCGACGAGAUAUUGAUCAAGUGCAGAAGGCUGCUGCUGGGAGAGGGGUUGGUGGUGUACAAACAUCAAGAAUUGCCUCGGAAGCAAACAGGGAAUUUAUUUUUUCAUCAUCUUUCACGGGUGAUAAACAGGUACUUGCGUCUACUAUAGUUGAGAAGAAUGGAGACAAAGACCUACAGGCACCAACAGUUCAGCAACCUUUAAGUUCUCUGAAAAAUACAGAAAUUCCCAGUACAUCCAAUCCUCUGGCUCAAUCAACCCCUGAUAAGUCGGGGGGUUUUGAGGACAACAUUGAGACAUUUUUGGAUGAGAGGGGACGUGUUCGAGUUAGCAGGGUGAAGGCAAUGGGGAUGCACAUGACUCGUGAUUUAGAAAGGAAUUUGGAUUUGAUGAAAGAGAUUGAGAAGAAUACCAGUGCAAAUAAGGCUGCUAAUCCUGAACCCAUACAAAAUAUUGAAAUUUGUAAUCCAGAAAACUUUUCUUUUCAAAGCCAAGUUCUAGAUACUUCAGAUGAAGGUGUUGGUGGAUCUAUUAAUAAGUUGAAUGAGAGAGGUGGAGAGCCCAUGCUGAAUGAAGAAACUGCUAUAGAAAUAUUACUGGAAGAUGAGGGUGGGAAGUCUUUUGAUGGUGAUGAUGAUCUAUUUACUAAUUUAGCCGCAGAAAAUCCUAUUGGAAUGGCUUCUUUUGACAUCUCUACCCAAAAACUAUCUCUUGAUGGUACUACAGAUUCUGGUUGGGAGGACGCAGUUGAAGGAAAAACUUAUAGUCCAAAAAAUGUUGAAGUGGAUGAUCACUCGUUCAAGGAAGGAACCGUUAGUGACGAGAGUGAUGUAGAUUGGGAGGAUGGAGCGUGUGAUCAUGUAAACCCAGUUCCUUUUGAAGCUGAUUUGGCACAGUCAGUUUCUAAAGGUUUUUUGGAGGAAGAGGCUGACUUGCAGGAGGCAAUAAGAAGAAGUUUGGAGGACAGAGGAUAUACAAAAUCUGGCACUGUAUCUUCUGAACUUCAGCAACCACAACCAGUGAUUGUUGGAAAAAGGGCUGAACAAUGUACGAGUGUCCAAAAUGAGAGUAUGAUUGGACUUGAUAAGCUAGAUAGUGCUGAUGGAAUGAAUUGUUUGAAUUUCAAUGAUUCUACCAGGACAGAGGGAAUGACAGAGAGUUCAUCUCAAGAAAAGCAAUGCUCAGAACCUGUUAUGUCGUUGGAUACCAAAACCCACACAAUUGCCGAACAGUUGGAUGCUUCUUAUAAUGUUGCUAAAUUUUCUCCUAAAGAGUCAAAUGAAAACAAUGAUACUCUUGAGCCCUUAUCUAGAGACACAUUUGGUGCAGUUCAGGUUGGGGAUAGGAUAAAUAAUACUGUGAUUGAUCCUCCUUGUCGUAUGGUUGAGAUGGAAGGUAUUUACCCUCCUGGCAAUGGUUCCUCCCGAAAACCUUUUGCCUGUGAAAACAAUUUCAAGCAGAAUCUUCCUGUUGACGAGCAUAGUAAUGAUCUUUCGCUGGACAUCAAGGAUGCAAAAAUACUUUCUGUUGAAGAAACAAGCAAUGCAGAGAUUGAGGUUACAGAUGAUGAGUUGAAAAAUAGAUUUUCAGUUCUGGAGCAAGAACGUCUGAAUCUUGGAGACGAGCAGAAAAGACUUGAGCGUAAUGCUGAAUCUGUCAACAGUGAAAUGUUUGCAGAAUGUCAGGAAUUACUGCAAAUGUUUGGCUUACCAUAUAUUAUUGCUCCUAUGGAAGCGGAAGCUCAGUGUGCUUAUAUGGAACUUGCAAAUCUUGUUGAUGGAGUGGUGACUGAUGACUCUGACGUCUUCCUGUUUGGGGCAAGAAGUGUUUACAAGAAUAUAUUUGAUGACCGCAAAUAUGUUGAGACAUAUUUUAUGAAGGACGUUGAAAAUGAGCUUGGUCUGAACCAGGACAAGUUAAUUCGCAUGGCACUACUACUUGGAAGUGAUUAUACAGAAGGCAUUAGUGGGAUUGGCAUUGUUAAUGCCGUUGAGGUUAUGAAUGCAUUUCCGGAGGAAGAUGGACUCCAUAAAUUCAAAGAGUGGAUUGAAUCACCAGAUCCAAGCAUCUUAGGGACGCUUGGUGCAAAAACGGGGUUAACUGCGCGUAGAAGAGGGUCAAAAGCAAGUGAGAAUGACAUGACUUGCUCAAAUACCGGUGGUUCUGCAUCUGAAGAAAACAUUUCUAAAGAUCUGGAGGAAAACAUAGCUGUUAAACAGAGUUUCAUGGAUAAGCAUAGAAAUGUUAGCAAGAACUGGCACAUACCUUCUGAAUUUCCUAGUGAAGCAGUCAUUUCUGCUUACAUCUGCCCACAAGUGGACAAGUCAGCAGAACCUUUCUCCUGGGGGAAGCCAGACCAUUUUGUCCUUCGCAGAUUAUGCUGGGAAAAGUUUGGGUGGGAAAACUCCAAGGCAGAUGAAUUGCUUUUGCCAGUCCUGAAAGAGUACAGCAAACAUGAGACUCAACUUCGGUUGGAGGCAUUUUACACUUUCAAUGAACGAUUUGCUAAAAUCCGCAGUAAGAGAAUAAAGAAAGCUGUUAAAAGUAUUACUGGGAGCAGGUCUGCCGUGUUGAUGGAUGAUGCUGUGCGGGAUGUUUCUGUAAAUAAUCAAAGAGAACUUUCUGUUGAGCCUAAGGAGAACAUGUCUGAGAAAUGUUCAUCAGAAAGACAAGAUGCUUGUUCGAAUGAAGAUGACAGACACCGAAAACCUUCCAGAAAAAGGCAGCUAGAUGGAGAGCAAGCUCAACCUGGUAAGGAUCGAAAACUAACAAAGAAGGAGAAAGGAAAGCCAAGUAGAAAUGAGGGAUCACAUUCUGAGAGAGGUAGAGGUAGAGGUAGAGGGAAAGGGAGGGGGAGAGGUCGGUUAGUAUCGAAAGGAAAGGCUCCUAUUACUGAACUGAUUGAAACCAGCUCCAGUGAUGAUGAAAGUGAAUUCGACAAUCAGAAAUUUGAUUUGGAGAACUUUCAGGAGCCUCAAGAAAAGAGAAGAUCAUCACGGAUCCGAAAAUCUGCAAGUUAUACAAUUGACAAUGCAGAUCAACAAUCAGAUCACACUGGGGAUGAAUUCUCCAAUGAUAAAGCCGAAGAAGACAGGGUGAUCCAAGGUCAGUACGCUCAUCCUGAAACUGUGAUGAGCCAAUCUGAAAAUAUGGAAUCCGGUUCUGGAAGUCCUAAGAGAUCUCCACAGAACGACUAUCUCAAAACUGGAGGUGGGUUCUGUCUAGUAGAAGAUGAAAUGAGCCGGCAAGAAAUGUGCCAGAACAAAGAUCCAGCCUUGGAGGCUAACAACAGUGAAGACUACCUCACAAUGGGAGGCGGGUUUUGCUUAGAUGACGAUGAUGAACGCAUUGACCCGGUUGCACAUCCCAACCAAGCGACAGUAUUAGAAGUCCCCAAAGAUGGUUUUGAAAAUGAUCCUGGUCAAUCAACCGUCUCUCCUGAGAAACAUGUAGGUGUGGAAGAUACAGAUGCACGUGUAGAGUCUGUGCUCGAUGUAGGCAACCCGAAUCCUGUAAAUAAUUCAAACUCUUCUCAGGUAGGUGAGGAUGUGCAAGAGGAACCUAAGGAUCAUUCUGUAAGAAGGGCAUUUGGAGGAGCUUUAAGUGCCAUGCCAAAUUUGAAAAGAAAGAGGAAGUACUGAGACAAUGUAAGUUAGAGUUUCAAGUUUUUUCAGUGAGCUUCUUAUCUCACCUAACUUAUAUGCACAAUUUUAGGAAGAUUUAAUUUGUGUUCGAAUAGUGGAAAAUGGUUGGUUUACCAUUUCGUCUGUAGCUAACUAACGGAAAGCUCAUUUAGGAGAUUGUUGGCCAUCUUUUUGAAAUUUUAGGAGCAACAUUGUUGAGCUCAUUUGAAGGCAAAUUAACAAGCUCUCUUAAGUGUAAUAUUUCUAACAAUCACCUCAGUUCACCCUGUAAUAAGUUUCUUAAGAAUUUUCAAGAUCAAAACAA
Benincasa hispida (wax gourd) is the source of this 5227-nucleotide messenger RNA. RefSeq names its product 5'-3' exonuclease family protein (gene UVH3). Gene Ontology annotation, biological process: nucleotide-excision repair. Gene Ontology annotation, cellular component: nucleus. NCBI's taxonomy places the organism in Eukaryota, Viridiplantae, Streptophyta, Magnoliopsida, Cucurbitales, Cucurbitaceae. The record is from RefSeq and is a predicted model, not a curated record. Gene Ontology annotation, molecular function: DNA endonuclease activity; single-stranded DNA binding.